Molecule: messenger RNA, 1698 nt
Organism: Amaranthus tricolor (Joseph's coat)
Lineage: Eukaryota; Viridiplantae; Streptophyta; Magnoliopsida; Caryophyllales; Amaranthaceae
Exons: 7
Coding region: 129-941 (270 amino acids)
Biological process (GO): regulation of exit from mitosis
Cellular component (GO): nucleus
Source: RefSeq, a predicted model, not a curated record
CGUAUGAAGUACUAGUUAAGCAUACUGAUCUUAAAAGCAUUCGAAAAAAUUGUUGUCCCGCCCUCAAACGCCAUUUGAAAAAAGGUUAAGUCUACGCCAUCUUGUUUUCUCAAGAUCGCAGAACAACAAUGGCACAGGACAUGGAACUCCAGGUAGCUCCCGGCUCCAUUAAUGCAUCUCUCAUCUUCCAUGUGGUAUCUGAUGUCUUAGCCUUCCUCCUCUAUAUGCACCAGCAAAUUCCUUCGAUGCUGCAGGAUAUGACUCUUCAAUUUGAUGCUCUACAGGCCGAAUACAAGGAAUUGGUAUAUUACGCGGUGCUCCUUACACAGAAUGAACUCAAUGGUAAAUCUAGAAGAAAGAGCAUUGGCAGGAAAAGAGAGAUCAAUUUAGAGAUUAGAAGAAGUGAAAAACUGAUGAGCACAAUAUCUGGUCUUCAGACUGCUCUUGAGCUUCUGAUCCGUGAGGUUCCCAAUGUUGAAGAUAUUAUUUUUGCUUUUGGAGCUAACCCGAGAAGGCCACAACAUGUUUACGAAAUUUCAUUUUCUCAUGGAAGGAUGCUCCCCUUAGUCUCCGAACAUAUAACCAGAAACCAAACAAUAGAGGUUAUCUCGAGGAAGGUUAUAAGGGCAUUGAUCUCUAAAGGUGUGGGAACGACCUCCUAUACAGGUCCUUCUAAGUUGUUUUUUUUGGUAAAGGCUCCAGCGUCAUUCAAUAUGCCUCUGCAUUUCCUACCAAAGCGUGACUUUCAGUUCUCAAAGAAGAUAGUGCCUCUCAGGCUGCGCCUUAGACCCAGAAUUUCUCAUAAAGAAAUGGAAACAUAUGAUGUCCCAGAUGCAAUUUCUGUCUGCAAUGAGAAUCAUGUAAGCGGUGAUUUUACAUGGUUUCAAUGCCGGUAUGUGAUCAAGGGUAUUGUCAUAAGAAAUCCUUCACCAGAAGAAUAAAUAUUGAUGAGGAUUUAUAAUCGGUAUGUAGUCCAGGUCUCUCCAAUUGUAUGUUGUACAACCAUAAAUCUUUUAGCAAGAAUAAGAUUCGAGGCCAAUACUCUUCUCUGCUUAAUUCCGUAGCUCCUAUAGCGUGCAGUCUAGUCGGUAUUGUGAAGUCAUGUACAUGAUAUAGGUAAAGAGAAGAAACAUAAAAUCAGCCACAUUAUUAUGCAUUGUGCAUGUAUGCAUUUGUAGGAUCUAGUUGUUCAAAUACUCAAUUGUGUCCCUCAAAAUAGAGUUCUUGUCCAUUUUGGCUACACCUAUUACCUCAAAAUUAUGAAACUCUCAUAAGGUUGGCGGACAGAUGCGAGGCUUUGUAGGACUUGAUGGCCUGAGCUGCCAUUCUCAUUGUUCCGUUGAUGCUGCUGCUUAGAAUAUUGCAGGAAAGGAAGUGUGAAAAGGAUGUAUUUAAGAAGAAAUCGGGAGCUGUUUAUGCCUUCUAGCAUGACCAUGAUCUCCAGAUGGAGAAGGCGGAGAAUUUUCAGGCCGAAGAGGAGGAAACAAAUGAGGUUAUAGUACAAAGGUCUGCCCAGCAGCUACAUUGGUGUUGGAGGAUGAUAUAAACUGUUUGAGGGUAGUGUGUCCUCAUUCAUUGCUUUCUUUUUUUCAAUAACAGAAAAUCUAUUAUUUUGUUAUUAUGAUACAAGUAUUAAACUCCCUAUGGUUUUGAAAGAUUGCAACAUUUUGAUCAAUAAAAGUCCUACAUAAAAUGGUC